UGUCUGAUUUCUCUGCAGAAACACUCCCAGCCCAAGUUGUUCCCGGGGGACAUCGUGGAGUAUCCCAGGAACAAAUACUUUUCUCACUUCGCCGUGUACUACGGAGAUAGGGACGGAGUUCCCUACGUCGCUCACCUGACGUGUCGAGAUUCAGACGCCAAGCUGCCGCUCUUUGGCCGAGCUCUGAGGUCAGAGGUCAAACUGGAUCCCCUGGAGCUGCUGGGUAACAAAUACAAGGUCAACAACAUGUUGGACGAUUCGUUCUCGGCCCGAGACUUCCACGCUGUGGUGAAGCCCGCCAUUGAUGACCUGAUGGGGCGCGAGGUGACGUUUGACAUCCUGUUUCAUAACAGCGAGCAUCAGGCGACGCUCUUCAGAUACGGAGUCAAGAAGUCGGAGCAGGUCAGUGGACUGAGGAUGUCUGCUGUUGUUUAUGUUCAAAUAAUAAACUUUUAAUGUUCUAAUCAUAAGAUCUGUCUCAUCUGAGAUACACAUACUCAACCUGCGGCUCACGGGCCAAAUCUGGCCCCCGAUAGGGUCCCUGG
Molecule: messenger RNA, 545 nt
Organism: Plectropomus leopardus (leopard coralgrouper)
Lineage: Eukaryota; Metazoa; Chordata; Actinopteri; Perciformes; Serranidae
Source: RefSeq, a predicted model, not a curated record